Chelmon rostratus (copperband butterflyfish) is the source of this 9261-nucleotide messenger RNA. It is a transcript of the gene gpatch8, whose product is annotated as G patch domain containing 8. The transcript is spliced from 7 exons. Gene Ontology annotation, cellular component: nucleus. The record is from RefSeq and is a predicted model, not a curated record. The coding region runs from base 3740 to 8020 and encodes 1426 amino acids. Gene Ontology annotation, molecular function: nucleic acid binding. Lineage: Eukaryota; Metazoa; Chordata; Actinopteri; Chaetodontiformes; Chaetodontidae.
UUGCACGCUCUGCUUUCUUACUCCUAUCUUUAGGGUCCUUGUAACGCUUCUCUGACUGUCUUUUUCUCUGUCUUUCUCUCUCUCUCUCUCUCUCUCUCUGUUUCACUACUGUCACACUCUACAUCUAUUCUCUCUCUACCUCUCUCGCUCCCUCCCUACUACACAGUGAUUCGGUGUACAGUACCCUCUGUCAUUCUGUGCUGGCAUGGUGCUUGUGCAACUGGGACUGCAUUUUUCGCUGAAGAGGCACAUAGAUAAUAGCGCAGGCAGCUCUCUUCUUUCUGUCUUUCCCACCCUCUCCAUCCCCUCCUCUGUCUCUGAAGCACUGUGGUGAGCAGGCCCAAACUCCCCUACUUACACAGUGUCAGGUCACCUCUCCUCCACAUUAUGGAUGUGCUUUGUGAGCCAGUCAGAUAGGAUCAGCAGCGAGCUAUAGAUCAAAAUAAUGGUGUAGUUGUUGUUUUUCCGACCUGAAACAGAUGCACUGAAUAUUGGUGUGUAGCUUGCAAGUGUGCAGAUUUUUUACAGUUUCCUUAAUCAAUUGUCAAUAAUUAUAAACACAAGUCAAUUCUUAAUACCUUAGAUGAAACAAUGUAACAACCCAAAGAUUGAUUUCUUAAGAAAAAUUCAACGCAUUGAGCUAUUUCAACUUGCAGGAUUUUCUGGUGGACACAAAUUAGGCGAGACUAAACAAUCAGGGCACUUAAAAAAAUCUGGCCCAUUUUUGUAUCACUGAAAAGAGCUCAAGGCUACAAAUGAAUGUUACCAGGCCUGUGUCUUAAGUUUUUAAGCUGCUGUAGAAGAGAAUUUAGUUGUCCUUGCUGACCAUGAUGAUACUCAUAUGUCCUGCUUGAAUGGAAAAACACCAUUUACAUAUGUUUUAUUAUCUCUUAGCUGUAGCAUGAACAUGUGUUUUUCAUUUCCAAAAUCUAGUGAACCAAGAACAUUCAAGUUUAUUAAUCUUCUAAAUUUCUCUAUGCAUCACGUUCUUUCUCACAGGCACACAAACAUUCCACUGUGUGUGGGUUGUGGAGAGGGAGAAAAGAAAGGGAGAGAGGUGGCCUGCUCACCUGGCUUGAGUGGCUCUUGUGCUCCUGCGCUAUUAUUUGUGGAGGGGUGCUGAGGGCUGCGCUGCAGCAUCACACAGUUCUUCUCACAUCUGUGGAAUUAACAGCCACGUCAGAGGUGCUGUCAGCUGUCACUUAGUCACCAAUGAUAACACUUGCGCAUCUGACAUAUUGUCUUUGGAAAAUGCAUGUACAAAGAAGACGGUGGCAGAUUUUUUAUCGACUGGCAAGUAACCAUUUAAGUUUGCCAACAGGUAAAACUGUUAAUCCUAAAGAUGAUUGUAGAGGAUUUGGUUGCACCUGUUGUUCUAUCAGGUGCGUUUUCAUACUCCAAAUGACAUUUCCUGUUUGAAAGGCCAAGCUUACCAACAUACAAGGCAAAUGCCUCACAGCAUCAAGUCAAUACAAGAUGAGGAGAAAUUUAUCUACACUUGUUUGGCCCCAAAAAAGACCUGCAGGCAGGUAUGAUCUACAGUGCACUUAAAUGGAGAACUACAACAUUAUAUUAGAUGUUAAACACAUAGACUAACAUACAUUAUAUAACCAUUUUAGGCACACAGGUCUGGCAGUUGUCCACCAGUGUUUCGUCUUGGAGCUGUUAUCGAAUGCUUCAGCCCAGCUUCUCUGAACCCCUCCCCAGCCACUUAUUGUGUGUGAUCUAUAGGUAGCUAGAGGUCUGUGGUACUUUAUUGGGAUCUUUUUUCUCUUUCUGUCUUUCCCCUUUGGUCUUUGCUCUUUCUCUCUAACAUUGUUUUUGCAUUGCAUGUGUUAACUUGGUAGCAUUCCAGUACUAUUUUCUCUCAACACUCUGUCCUAAUCACUACUACAGUUUUCCUCCCAGACUCAUUCCUCCCACAUCUCUUGCCCCUUCCAGUCCCUCCAACCUACCCUCCUACCCUGACCUGACCCUGUCCCAGAGCGAUAUGCAGUGGGCAGCCUCAGAGCCACAGAAACCACACAUAUUCACUGGAAAUCUAAGAAACACAUGUUUACAGGCCACAGGAAGAUUACUUGAUGAACUGUUUGUGUAUUUCUUUUUAUGCAAGUUAUAGUCAUUACUAAUAGGCCCAACAGGACUUUUGGUUACAUUAAUUGAAACAAAACAGGAAAAGGAAAUUUUAGUGUCAGCUGUUGUUUAAUAAUGAAAUGUGUAGCCUUUUGCUUUAAAUCCAGACAUGAUUUGGAACAGCAGUUUGUCAAUGUUAGACCUGUUCGGUGGGAAGAAGAAGAACACAAGAAAAGGUUGCACCAAAUCCUUUUUAAAGUCCUGACCUGCGUGUUUUUUUGUUUUUUGUUUUUGGCAACACUGCAAACUCUUUAUUUAGCAUCAGUCUUAACUCAGUGAGCAGCAGUGUGGAUGGGUCAUUGCUGAGGCCCUCUGAAUGUUUCAUUGAAAGUCAGCAAUGUAGGAAGAGUGGAUAUUUAACAAAACAAAAUCAAACUGAAAAAUAGCCAAAAUUUGACUUUUUGACUGUAAACCAGUCUGACCUCCUUGCUUCAAACUCAUUGGGAAAGCGAGUGCUACAGUCUUUGUUAAAAGAUGUUGGAGAACCUGUCAAACUCUGGCUUUCAGUGUUUUUAACUUAACUACACUCUGAUAAACUUCGAGUUGAUGAAUUGGGCCUUCAGAAUUCACAGGUAAGUAUUUAUUUUUGAAUUAUUAUUAUUUAUAUUAAUUGGACUCUGCUUCUGUCAUUUUCCCCAUCAGUUAAUGAAAUCUGUAAUCCCCUUGCACAUCUACACCUACCUCAAGUUUUUGGGAAGUAGGAGCCUUCUGUUUGAUUUGUUUGGAUCUCUUAGACUGACCAUGUACAGAGCACCAAAUACAAAGCAGUUGCAAGGGUUUAUGAAGAGCAGCAGACAGCAGGCCCUGCACACUACCAGCACUUGCCAAAAGACAUUCCUCAGGGACAUGACAGAGGAUGAUGAGUAACUGCAGCAGCCCCCCUUCGCUUUUUACAAGACAGAUCCCUAAAGGGUCUGUCUCAGUUCUCUUUUCAGAUCGUGCAAAAUCUCAGAUCUGUUGAGAGCGGUCAUCCAAGGUAAAUCACACAAGAUAUGUGGUUUGCGUUAAUUCAGGUUGACUCAGGUGGAUUAAAAUGACGGUUCCGUGUUACAUCCUCCUUGGUAAUCUGAACCAGAGCCAUUUCUUACACCCAGACAGGGGCACUCAAACACAUCCAUAUUGUACACGCAUAAAUGGCCGCAUAGACAGAAGCAAUAGAUUCAUAAAUACUCUGAGGUCUCUAGGUGGGGUCCCCUGCAUAUCACUUCCCUGACCCAUAUCUUUGGCUUGCACUGUGCCGAUGACAGCACAGUGCACACUUGUAAAAAAAAAAAAAACACCCCCUCUUGUAGAUCUCUUUUCUCGUUUGGAUAACAUUUUCUAUUUUUCUUUCUCCUGUAUUAACAGUCAGUUGGUGGAUUUAUUGACAUGCCUACCUUUUCUGUUUGUAUACAGUAUUAUGUUUGUUUAAAAGCAGAGAGAGAUUUGCAUUUUUAAGAACUAGAGAAGCUAGCAGAAUUGCAGUUGAAAGCGUUUGGCCGGUUUCUUACGUUGUGUCACGUGUGACUGUUUUUUUGACAGCCCAGUAUUUUAAAGCCAGGAUAACAUCGGGCACCGGCUGCUUCAGAAACAUGGCUGGAAGUUGGGGCAAGGCCUUGGCAAAACCAUGCAGGGACGCACUGACCCUGUGCCCAUCAUCCUCAAAUAUGAUGUCAUGGGGAUGGGACGGAUGGAGAUGGAGCUGGACUAUGCAGAGGAUGCCACAGAGAAGAGAAGAGUGCUCGAAGUGGAAAAGGAGGACACAGAAGAACUGCGGCAAAAAUACAAGGACCAGAUGGAAAAGGAGAAAGCCAUUGCAAAGGCUCUGGAAGACCUGAGAGCCAAUUUCUACUGUGAACUAUGUGACAAGCAGUACACUAAACACCAGGAAUUCGAUAACCACAUUAACUCUUAUGACCACGCUCACAAGCAGAGGCUUAAAGAGCUGAAGCAGAGAGAGUUUGCUCGUAAUGUGUCGUCACGUUCCCGGAAGGAUGGAAAGAAGCAAGAAAAGAUGCUCCGCCGAUUGCAUGAGCUGGCCGAGCAGAGGAAACAACAGGACCGUACUCCAGGAAGUGGACCUAUGUUCAAAACUACCACAGUGGCCGUGGAUGGCGAGAAGGCAGAAGAUGACGACAGUAUGACUCCUGAGAACCCUGCUUUGACAGACGCUGCCCUGGAAGGAUCACCAGUAGAUAAAACUGGGCAAGCCUCCCCAAAGCCCGGGCCAACCAUCAGCUUCUCUCUGGGGAAGAACACCUCCUCUUCCCCAACCCCUAGUGGUGCAUCCAAAGUCAGUGUGUCUUUCUCUUUUGCCAAGAAAGCCCCAGUUAAGCUGGAGACAGCGGCAGCAGUGUUUGCUGAUCAUGGAGAGGAGGCUAUGGAGGAAGAGGAGAGCCAGGAGGGAGAGAAGGCUGGAGGGCAAGAGGUGACGUCUGGCUGCACGGACAGCCCUAAGGGAGGUGAAGGAGGAGGAGAAGGAGAAGGAGGGGGAGGAGGAGAGGGUGUUAGUGUGGCAGGAACGGUAGAGGUGCAGCAGCCUGAUGACGGAGGUUCUCUAGCCUCCACUCUCAACAAACUGAAGAUGAUGAUGAAAAAAGAGGAAGGAUAUGCUGGUCAGGAGCCUCAGUACUAUCACUAUGUACCUCCAGCUCACUGUCGAGUAAAGCCUCACUUCCAGUUUUUGCUGUUUAUGAAGGCCACUGAUCAGUGUCAGAGCAAAGAAGAGGACGACGAAGAAGAGGGGCAGGAGGAGAAAAGGGUUGAAGAUAGUUCUGGACAGACAGAGCCCAACGUUACAGAGUGCAAGCCUGAUAAAGAACACAGUAAUGUCACCUCAACCCCUGACCCAGAGCCAACUCCUCAGUCACCACAAGUGAAGACGGAGGAUGUCUCUUCAUGUGCAGCAGAUACAGCUUCCAUGGUCACUUCACCCACACAAAAAGCAGAGAGCAUACUGGAUACUAUGGAUUCUAACUCGGGUCCUAAAAUCCCCACAGGCCCCUUCUUCCCAGUCCUGAGCAAAGAUGAGAGCACUACACUGCAGUGGCCCUCUGAGCUUCUCGAAUUUACAAAAGCUCAGCCUUCUCUGUCUUACAGCUGUAAUCCUCUCUACUUUGACUUCAAGCUGUCCCGCAACAAAGGAGUGCGUGGAGGGAAAACAGCAAAGUCCUCUAAACCUUGUGAAGAGUCUGAUGACAAGGGACAAGAGAUGGCUACCUCAACAGCUGAAGUAGACACUACCACUAAACCUGGGACCAGCACUGAGAAAGAUAAGUCAAUGAUGAAGGGAGAGGCUGGCCAGUCAGAAGGUGAUGAGCAAAAGCUUGCAACGGGCAGCAGUAGUGCAAAGAAAAAAAAGAAGAAGAAGAAGCAUAAGAAGUCUGCAAAGCACUCAAAACGCAAAGGAAAAGAAAAAGGAGCAAAAGAAGAUGCGGACGGAGAAAAUGUGGUAGCGCAAGAAAAGCCCAAAAAGAAGAAAAAACACAAACGGAAGAAGAGCAAAAACAAGGCUCCAGAUCAAGAUGAGGCAACAGGUGAUGAAAAGGCCAAACCAAAGUCAGAAGAUAAAUCUGUUGCUUCCUCUGUUCAAGUGACAACUGGAGGGGCAGGGGCUACAGGAAAUACAGGAGCAGAACCGGGCAAGAGGAAACGUGCUACAAAGGAAGUGCCUUGCAAGUCUGGAGCAGAGGAAGGAGGAGCUGGAAAAGGCACUGACAAGGCCAACUCCUCAGAGGAGCACAGUGGCACUAAGCGACAAAAGACUGACUCCAGUGCACCUCAAAGUGCCUCCUGCUCCACCUCAGCCCAAAAGAGUCCUGGCCCUGGGAGACCUCCCAGCAGCGAGAGUGAAGAAGAAGGGGGCACGAAGACGCAGCGGUCACGUCAUCAUAGGUCAAGUCCACGGGAACAACGGCGCCACCAUAGCGAUGAAUCAGGGCGGUCCUGCAGCCGUUCUUCAAGACGGGGGGAAAGACGGGGCAGCAGUCGUCGGCGCCAUCGUGGCCAAACCUCCCGUAGUCAUUCUUACUCCAGCAGCUCUGAGCGCUCCUCAGCAGGCAGCAGCGCCUACAGCCACCGUAGCCGCAGCUACUCAGACAGCGACUACAGCACGGAGGGUCGCAGACGGAGGCACUCCAAACGUUCGUCGGACUCUGAGUACGAGCGGAGGGGAAGCCGAGGACGUAGACGAUCCAGGAGACACCAAUACUCCUCUUCCUCCUCAGACGACUCCCGCUCACGUUCACACAGCUACAGCCGCAGGAAGAGGCACCGGCGGCACCAUAGGAGCAGCUCAAGAAGCUCUAGUAGUUGGAGCCGCAGCACCAGUGCAAGAUCCUGGAGGCACAGCUACAGCCGUAGCCACAGCUCUGCAAGCCGCUCCUCCAGUUCCACCAAAGGCUCCCCUCGCCGACGAGGCCCCAGGGGUCGAGGCGACAGUGACACACACCGCAGAGACUUCAUCCGCUCUCGCAUCUACCGCUCCCAGUCUCCACGUUCAUCGUCAUCACGAGGCCUUAACCGCAACACCCAUUCAUCCAGCUCGCAGGCUCUGAGGCCAGGGGGGUCCCGAGAUGCAGGGGAACAGAAAAACAGCCUUACUGCACGCCAGUUGCUGGAGAAGGUUCAGUCUAAAAAAAGCUCUGAUGAUUCUGUCACAGGAACAAAAUCUGGGAUUAAGAUUAAGGACCCACCACAGGGCUACUUUGGUCCCAAACUACCGCCGACCCUGGGAAGCAAAGCCAUGCUGCCUCUUUUUGGUAAGCUGCAAGCAGGUAAGAAACCAGUGAUCCCCCUAACGAGACCUGACGAGGGGGAGAAAUCAGGAGCAGGGAAGGGCUCUGAGGCUGAGGCAGAGGUUAUCCUGGUAGAGCCUAUUAGGGAGUUCCCCCCACCACCUCCACCUCCUGCUCCACCAGUCCAGAAGGUUGAGGAGGCCCCACAGAGCACAGUGGUGCAAGAGGAGACACAGCAACCCACUACAGAAGCCCAGGUGCACCAAGAACCCCGGCCGCUGUUUGAACAGGAUCCUUCCAUGAUGAUGCCCCAGUACCAAGGAGAAUCGGGACAGGAUCCCUCUCAGAACCCCAUGAUGGAGUCCCUCAUGCCAGAAAUGCAGCAGCAGCAGCCUCAAAUGCAUGCUUACCCUGCUUACCCACCACCCAACCUGGAGGAGGAUGGCAUGGAGGCGGAGGAGGACGGACUGGCUCCAUUGGAGAGUCAGCCCAUUACGUUCACACCAGAGGAGAUGGAGAAAUACAGCAAGCUGCAACAGGCUGCACAGCAGCACAUCCAGCAGCAGCUUUUGGCCAAGCAGGUCAAGACAUUUCCCUCUGCUGCUGCAGCCGCAGCCGCCGCUGCAGCUGCUGCCAACUUGGCCCCAGCUCCCCCUCCCCCAGCCCUGCAGCAGAUCCACAUUCAGCAGCCGACUGUGUCUGUAGCCUCCGGCACGUCAAUCACUACAGUGCAACACGCCAUUCUGCAGCACCAUGCUGCCACUGCUGCAGCCAUGGGCAUCCACCCAGCGCAUCCCCACCACCCACACCCUGCACACGCACAGUUGGCCCAGGUACACCACAUUCCCCAGCACCACCUUACCCCCAUCUCUUUGUCUCCUUUGGGCCACUCCCUUGGUCAUUCUCUGGGACACUCACUAGGACAUGCUGGGCUGAUUCCUGCCCACCCGACAGCCUUCCUCUCUGGUCAGCCCAUACAUAUUAUCCCAGCCUCUGCACUUCACCACACCCCUUUAGCGCUCCACCAUGUACCCCAUACAGCCCUCUACCCCACACUUUUCACACCCCGGCCCUCACAGGCUGCAGCAGCAGCAGCUCUUCAACUCCACCCACUGCUACACCCUAUCUUCUCAGGGCAGGACCUCCAGCACCCUCCUAAUCAUGGCUCUUGAGUAAUGAGGCAAGUGAAGGAGUGUAGUCACAGCACUCAACCACUGGAAGAAAGACUGAACCUAACCGGCUUGGUUUCGGGUUUUAAACAUGAAGUCUUUGCGACAACAUGCAGGCAGUGAGACAGGAAGCUGUCAUUAAACCGCCAUUUUACUGGUCUACACAGUGCUGUAAGUUGUAGCCACAAAGUGGUGCUGCUUGCAUUGGGUUCAAUGUUGACACUAACAUUUUCUUCAGGCUCGUGAGUUUUUUUUUUCCUCUCCUGUUUUGCCCUGAAUUUUAAAAACAGGGUGUAGAUUUACAGAGACUUCCUCAAGACAUUGGUUUAUAUUCCAUCUUGAGGUAUGUUAACACCACCCAUUUCUUUUUGAAUGAUGAGUGAAGAAACCACUGGAGGUGUUUUUUGUUAUCCACAUAAAAAUAUUAUUCUCCUGUUUUCUGCUCAUUUUGGCAGCCAAUCAGGCGUAAUGGAUGACGCUCUAAACAGAGUCAUGUUGGGGGGAGUGUGAGUGGUAUUGUUCUAGAGAGGAACAGCUUCGAUUCUGUGAUGUAACCUUCAGAGACAAACUGUUUCAUAAUUACUGAUAUUCUGUUUAUGUUCACAUAUGACUACUUGCUCUCUAUUGGAUCCUUGGUCUCGAAUAAUUUGUAGUGCAGUAACCUGUACAUAUAUCAGUGUGUAAUGUGAAGAAUCCCACCAGUGAUGACCAUAUGACAUUGCAGCUAUGGCGUCCAAAUCGGUAUGACAGUCACAUAAGAACCCCUUCUCUAAGUGAGGGGAAAUGUGAUGUAGGGGGUUUAACAUCCCUGAUGCUCUGAGGCAAAGCUCAUGUUCCCUGUGGUGAGGGUACACCUGAAUGAAUUGCACUGAAACCUGUACAUCGAGAUGGUGCGUUUGCAUCAUGUAACAAUAAGAUUGUAGUAUACUGCAAUAAUUGUAUUUUUCUGUUUUUAAAUUAUUUUCCAAAAUGCUCUUCAAAAGAAGGGCUGUUUUGCUUUUGUGUAAUUUUGUAAAUAAAACUGCUGUAGAUUAACCUAUUAACAUUCUAGAGGUUUGAGCCUGGCAUCGGAAAGAGCAGAAUGACAAGGUGGAUGGGAGGUGGACACGUAUUUUAUCAAAGUUGUUUCUAAAUUACCCCGGCUGAGAUGGGCUGGGAUGGCAAAGGAAUAGUCAUCUGUCAAACAGUAGCAACUCUGUAUUUUUUAAAAACUUACUGUUUCAGCAAAUAAAAUCUUGAGUUCA